GCUUUAUUGCAGCAGAAAAAAGGAAUCCCUAAGUCUACAUUUGAGGAAAAAUGCUCAGAGAAUUUGAAUUAUAAACCAUAAGCAGAAUUCUAUAGCAGGAAUAUUAUUUUGAUAACAUUAAACUAGUCUAAAAAUUACCCAGGGUGGAAAUAAUAAUUCUUCAAUUUUAUAGAAACACAAUUCAAGUGUUAACCUGAUGAAGAGAAAGCUGGGUGCCCACGACAAUCUGAAGAUCACCAUCCAGCAAGAUGGGAUCAAAUUUACUGUCAAAGAAGCCAGUAACUUCCGGACCAUAGAGAUUGAAUUCACCCUGGGAGUCAACUUUGACUACAGCCUGGCUGACGGGACUGAAAUGAAUGGAAAAUGGGACAUGGAAGGAAAUAAACUUGUCGGCACGUUUACCAGAAAAGACAAUCAAAAAGUACUCAAAGCAUACAGAGAAAUUGUAGGUGAUGAACUUGUUCAGACCUACAUCUAUGAAGGAGUUGAAUCCAAGAGAAUCUUCAAAAGGGGCUGAGCACUUCACCCAGAACAGCACCAGAAUGAAGAAGCAAUGAAAAAAGACCAUUUUCUACACAUCCUCUGCUGUAUUUUUUUUCCCCUUUUAUCCCCUCACAGCACCUCCUAAGCUGCAAUUACCUAGCCCUGGUGAAAACCCAGGCUAGUUCCUUAUGUUACUGUUUCGCCUUAAAUAAAACAAAACA
This is a messenger RNA of Empidonax traillii (willow flycatcher), 704 nucleotides long. RefSeq names its product fatty acid binding protein 2 (gene FABP2). NCBI's taxonomy places the organism in Eukaryota, Metazoa, Chordata, Aves, Passeriformes, Tyrannidae. Bases 197 to 517 code for a protein of 106 amino acids. The record is from RefSeq and is a predicted model, not a curated record. Gene Ontology annotation, biological process: fatty acid transport. The transcript has 4 exons. Gene Ontology annotation, molecular function: fatty acid binding. Gene Ontology annotation, cellular component: nucleus; cytosol.